UACUUACUCUCUCUAUCAUGUUGCAUAGUCAGCCAGACAAACUAGAUUUAGUUGAUAAAUAAAUACUUCUCUUAAUGAAACACCAACUAAAUUUAGUUCCAGUUUUAGACAAUUUGUUCUCCAAGACUUGAUACUACUGUCCUUGCCUUAUUGACCAAGGGGGACAAUGGUUUCAAACUGGGAGCCCAGGCAUGGCCAGGUGGCCCACACCUUUGGAGUGCAACUGUAGACCGUCUGUCUGUCUCCACUGCAUGCUGGAGGUAGCCCGGUGUGAAAACCUUCUUAGAGAGGCAUGGGGAAUCACUACUACUGUCAGCCAGAGGUACUCUUAGGGAAGUUCUGGACAGUGGCUUCUGUGGCCUGGAGUCACCCUGAUGCCUUAGCUUAAACCCCGACAACUGCCUGCCCUCUGUUGGGGACAGUAGUGACUGGGAUUAAGAGGUAUGGUCCCAUGUCAUUGAUUUGUUAGUAGCUGCACUGGAUGUCUAGUUUGAUUGAGAUCCGUCUCUGCCACAUCUAAGAACUAAAGCUCCUUUCUCCCUGUGUUAUCCAAGAGGAUGCCACGUAGGUAGGCAACGUGGCUGUGUUUGUCAAUUCACGUUAGGUGUGUAUUGUAAUAUGAAACCUGCUUGUUCUCCUGCCCCUGUUAAGGGUGACUCAUAGAUGAGAAUAAAACAUCUUCACCCGACUGUGAAUAUUGCCAGACUUUGAACCAACUUUACGUAACAUAAGGAUGCCCCCACAAUUAUGUCAUCGAAGCCAACUUAAAUUCAAUAAGAGGCAUGUAGUUUCUGUGAGCUUGAGUUCUCUUCAGACCUGAGAAUUUAGAACUUAGAGGAGAUAGCACCUCGUCUAAUCCUGUCUGCGGGGUCCUUGCGUUUGCAUUUGCUGAGCACUUACUGUGAUAUCGCUGGAAGGGAGGUGAAGGGUCAAAGCAGACUCCCUUUAUUGAUGCCAGCUUUCUCAUUUGUGAGCUGGAUGUGUGUGGGGAACAACGCUGGUGUGUAGAAGGCAAAUCCUUUCUGCCUGAGACCAAGACUUGGCUCCAGAAAGGCUAAAAAUGCACAGGCCAGGAGAGACCAAGCGGCUGUGUGGCUUAGCUAGCAGAACUCCGCCACAAAUCCAAAUGGACCAAGUCUCGAGGCCAUGCUGUUUCCAGGGCAUCACCGCCACCUUCAGCAUUCAGGGCUGUAGGUUGAGAUGUGGGUGAUUGCUGAAUUGUCCCAUCAGAACUAAAUAGGCUUCCUCUUUUGACAGCCGUCUGGGGUGGGUGGGCACAACAGUUCCUUCCUGGCUCUUUAGCCUUGGUCUUUGGCCACUUUUUGAAUCGGUAGAAUGCAGUGGCUGCACACAUUCCCAUUUUGGAGUUCCUAUGACACUGGGAGGGUCCCCCUGUACUUGGUGCGUCAGCCCUGUGAGGUCCCCUUUACUUUGUCUUUGAACAGUUCCCGAUCCCAGGUGUUGGGGCCGCUUGGUGACUGUGCCUGUGCAUUUGACUGCAGGAGAUCAUGAACCCCACAAGCUCGCGGGUCUUUGAAUUGUUCUCCCAUGUGCUUGCCAUUCAUUCUCGCUUUUACAGGCAAGAGGGCAGAGCCUGGAGAAGAAGCAGCAUGCCUUCCCCUUGCACCUUACGUCAUAAGUGUCGCCUACUGCAUUUCAGCGGAGUCCAGCUUUUCCGCAGCUUGGGAAAAAUACAUUGACUGAAUGACCAUUGUUUUCAUGAAACUGCAGCAGGAGCAGUGACGGUUGUUAUUAAGAGUUACGUAGAGUUGUGUUCUUUAAGUCUUCAGUUUUGAAUCAGAUUAGCUCUCUGUUAACUUAAAACAGCCCCCCCCCAAAAAAAAAGAAAGAAAGAAGGGGAAAAGGAGCUGCUGGAAAUGAGAGAAAUAUUAGCAGUAUGAAGCAUGUUAACGAGUGGCCAUUAGCACUUUCUGCCUGCAGGAAUAGCAUCCUUAAGUGUUUUAUUGGUAAGGGAAUAGAGUCAAGUCCCACCAAAUGGUAUUCCUUUCCAAACUGGCAACUUCUUUCAAUUUCCUUGUUAUUGCCUACAAAGGAGCAUUUAUUUACCUGUCACAGUGCAUGCCAAGGUGGGGAAGGGCACUGUCGUCUCUCUGGCUGCAUCCGGCCCUCGGGUAGAUCUGGUCCCUUCACCUGGUCCUUUUCUCAGUCCUCCAACCCUUCCAGGGGCUCUGAAGACACCAGCAGCAGCGGCAUCUCAGGGCUUUGAUCUGGCCAGCGUCUUCUGUGUGGCAUUGGGUCUGAGCAUGGUUCUCAGUGUGACUGGGUGGUCGGUGGCGACAAGGGCAGCCAUGGGACACAGGAUGGCCAUCAAGUGGUGCUGAAGUCAAACCUUUCCUAAGUUUCUAGCUGACUUUUCUCUUUCUAAGGGCUCCUCAUAAACCAUAAGAGACAGAGUCACACUUGACCGUUGUUACCACCCACCUCCCGUUUUUUUUCCUUUCCUCCAGCCAGAUGAACCCCUUCAUUUAUAUUAUAAUGCAAAAUGCUCUUCCCUCUAGGCCUCAGGGCCUGUGGGGAAAAUGGAAUUUGGCUCCAGACCAAGCUCCAAAGCCAAAUGCCCCAGGUUGGGCCGCCUGACAGUUUUAUAGAACAGCCUCCUGGCAGUUCGGAAUGGCGAAGGGUCCCUCAUUCAUUUUUCAACAAAUAUUUUGAACACCUGCCAUGUAGAGGGAACUGUUCCUGGAGUUAGGCAUACAGCAGUGGUCAAAGCCUAAAAGAAAUUCUUGCUCUUUGGGGGCACUCUUAUUCUAGGUGGGAAAGACAUAUGCUAUGUAAAUAAACACAUGCAUUGUUUACUACGUCAGUGACUUGAAGAAAAAUAAGGCGAGGAAGAGAAAGAGAGGUGUGUGUGGUAGAUAGACUGCUGAUUGGACGGCUAGGGAAGGCCCAACGUGUGAGGAAACCAGUGUGUGGAUCUGAGGAAGAAGCUUCCAGACAGAAUAAUGGCAGACAAGCCCUCUGUGUAGAGUUAACCUGGCUGCUGGGCUCUUUUGAGGAGGUUUAAGGGACAGCAGAGGUUAAUGGGAGCUGAGGCCAGGGAGGUGGAGAGCAGCUUUUUGUGGGUAGUGGUUUUGACUGAAGGGAGGUGGAAAUCACUAGAGGACAGUGAUGUCACGUGACACUUAGGCUGUAGAGCAGUCAAGCACAAUCUAGGCAAGGUGAUGAUGGGUGCUUAGGCCAACCAAGUGGGAAGGUGAGAAGGGGUUGGAUUCUGGACAGAUUUAUCUUGAGAAUAAAACGAACAGGAUUUGUUAAGAGGUUGGGUUAGAGGUAUGAGGGGAAGGACAGUCCAAGUGGAGUGUGAGAUGUUUGCAAGAGUAGAAUUCGACUUUCUUAGCAUGGCAAGGAAGACCACAGGAGGCAGGGGUGUGUGGACAUGUCUAGGACCCACCCUCCUCAGUGCAGGCCUACACUCAUGCCUCUUUUCAGGGAGGGCUGUGGGAGACAGCAAGUGACCUUCAGAUGGAGCUGUUGGGAGACCUCCUCUUGUCCACUGCUUGUAGCUCAGAUGAUUUCAGCCAAAUCCUAACAGCAGUUCUUCAGGAAAGGCAGGCUGCCACUGUGCCUUGCCUCCAAAGCCUUCCUGGUGGCAUCUUUGCACUGUGCCCAGGUCUGAUGGUCAGUGCGGGACUGAGAUUUCUUGAGGAAACCUCCUGACCUCCUUCCACAGAUCCUCCUCUCUUCCUGGUUCCUAAAAAGACGUGGCUGGCAGACUGAUUUCCCUUGAAGGAGAGUGAGAGCCCUCUCAUGGAAAAGUAAAAUAAUUCUUGGAAUCCUCACAACACCCAAGCCAGCCAAAGCUGAGAUCAAGGAAAUUAUGUGGGGGUAAUUUGCAAGGACCAGAGUCAAACAAAUUGCCUCUUUGUUCUGACCUCAGCUCAGCUCUUCAGACAAGAUGACCAUGAUCUGGCAAAUUCAGUGAGAAACGGAGGGUCCUUGUUUCUCUGCAGGCCACCUUUUCUUUUGAGGUAGUCUCUGUGUUUGAAGGCUGGCAGGGAAAGCAAGCUCCUUUCAGGGGAGGACUUUUCUUCUUUGUCUCAAGAAAGACUUGAAAAGCAGCGGUUCAACUUCUGCAUCCUUCAUUCCAGCCUUGGUUUUUUGUCUGUCUGCUCUUCGGAGCUAGGUUGUCAAAACGCAGGGCAAAUUCUUUGACUCGGAGGUGACCCAAAGGAGGGCCUGUAGAAGGGUCCAGGCUGUGAUUCACCAGGUCUAGCCUUGUUGCCAGGAGCCAGGCAAGGAGUUCUGUGGGCCUCAGUCUUUCCCAGGGUCCUGCUUAGGCAAAUACCUAACUGUUUGGGUGCACAUGCCUUCCUGCCAUGUUCAUCCUCAUAAAUGUGCUUUGAGACCAGUUUUCUGUGGUGGCUGAGGUAAAUUUUCAUUUCUUGUUCACCAGUCACCUCCUGUCCCUAUAGGAGGGAAGUGAAGCGCUCUGCCCCAGGGUGCUGUUCCCUGGUCCAACAGUCUCAGGCCUUCAGAAACGCCUGUCCCAGAGCUGGCACGCUCCUGUGUGAUGCCCGGUCCUGAUUGCGCUUCUGGGCCUGCUCUUGCUCCCGAAGGGAUCCUGGCCUGGCCUGAAAGCCUGUGCACUCAGGAGUCCUUUCUAGACCUUCUUUUCCAUCCAGCUUUUGCAUUUGGAACCAAGUGUGAAUGAGUCUGAGUUUUCUUUUCUUUUCUUUGGUCUAAUUUGUUCUUAUUUAAGGUAGGCAGACAAACCCUCGCUCGCUUGCUCGCUCGCUCGCUCACUCGGGUUAUCAGUGUUCUAGGCUGGUUCUUCGAGACUUUGUAGCUGUUACUCAGCUGUUUGUGUUUGUGGAUAAGGACGACGAGGACGAGCUCUAGGACAGGAGAGAACUCCAGUCUUACCGUGACUUUUUUGAAGGGGGGAUCGCACUGCCUUGCCAAGUUAGGGUGCAUCAGUAACUGCUUGGCAACCAGUCCUGAAGACUGUAUGAUUUUAGAGCUUUAUAGAAAGCUGUGCAUGUGCCGUGUCUUCUGUGAAAUUUUGUUGUGUUUGCUCUAGCAACUGUAGUGAUAACCCAUAGUUCAGGCCCCAUGAUAAGCUGUCCUUUGUCUCGGGAGCAUUGGAUUAGCAUGGAAGCUAAUCCUGACUGGGGUACAGCUUCAACAGCUUGAUUUUUGCCCCCUCCCCAUUUUCUGUCUGGUGCUAUUUGGACGACGGUUUCCACAUUUCUGCCAUAUGUCUUUGAAGAGCUCAGGACUCAGAGGCAGCGGUAGAGUCAGGACGGUGAGCUAGUUCAGGUGGGGAGGAGGCCGGGCGUGACCGAGUGCAUGGCGUAGACAGUGAGCUGUUGCAACAGCUGCAUUUGGAAGCGGUUCUUGCCCUCUUUUUUGAAGGACUGCAAACUAUUUGGAAAUGCAGAAGUAUUCAGCCAGGUUUUUAACUCUGCUGGCUCGUGCAGAAAGCAGCUUCAUGUUAGCAAGAGCAAACACCUUAGAGAUAAACUUCUGCACUGGAGGGGCCUGUCCUCCCCUCGAUCUGCACACGGAGCUCUAAUCCCCACGCCUGGGAUGAGUGCAGAGUAUGCCCCGCAGGGUAUUUGUAAAGAUGAGCCCAGCAGCUACACAUGUACAACUUGCAAACAGCCAUUCACCAGUGCAUGGUUUCUCUUGCAACACGCACAGAACACUCAUGGAUUAAGGAUCUACUUAGAAAGCGAACAUGGAAGUCCCCUGACCCCGCGGGUUGGUAUCCCUUCGGGACUAGGUGCAGAAUGUCCUUCCCAGCCACCUCUCCAUGGGAUUCAUAUUGCAGACAAUAACCCCUUUAACCUGCUAAGAAUACCAGGAUCAGUAUCGAGAGAGGCUUCCGGCCUGACAGAAGGGCGCUUUCCACCCACUCCCCCCCUGUUUAGCCCACCACCGAGACAUCACUUGGACCCCCACCGCAUAGAGCGCCUGGGGGCGGAAGAGAUGGCCCUGGCCACCCAUCACCCGAGUGCCUUUGACAGGGUGCUGCGGUUGAAUCCAAUGGCUAUGGAGCCUCCCGCCAUGGAUUUCUCUAGGAGACUUAGAGAGCUGGCAGGGAACACGUCUAGCCCACCGCUGUCCCCAGGCCGGCCCAGCCCUAUGCAAAGGUUACUGCAACCAUUCCAGCCAGGUAGCAAGCCACCCUUCCUGGCGACGCCCCCCCUCCCUCCUCUGCAAUCUGCCCCUCCUCCCUCCCAGCCCCCGGUCAAGUCCAAGUCAUGUGAGUUCUGCGGCAAGACGUUCAAAUUUCAGAGCAACCUGGUAGUGCACCGGCGCAGCCACACUGGUGAGAAGCCCUACAAGUGCAACCUGUGCGACCACGCGUGCACACAGGCCAGCAAGCUCAAGCGCCACAUGAAGACACACAUGCACAAGUCGUCCCCCAUGACAGUCAAGUCCGACGACGGCCUUUCCACCGCCAGCUCCCCGGAACCUGGCACCAGCGACCUGGUGGGCAGCGCCAGCAGUGCGCUCAAGUCAGUGGUGGCCAAGUUCAAGAGCGAGAACGACCCCAACCUGAUCCCAGAGAACGGGGAUGAGGAGGAAGAGGAGGACGAGGAGGAAGAGGAAGAAGAGGAGGAAGAGGAGGAGGAGGAGCUGACGGAGAGCGAGAGGGUGGACUACGGCUUUGGGCUGAGCCUGGAGGCUGCGCGCCACCAUGAGAACAGCUCUCGGGGCGCAGUGGUGGGCGUGGGCGACGAGGGUCGCGCCCUGCCCGACGUCAUGCAGGGCAUGGUGCUCAGCUCCAUGCAGCACUUCAGCGAGGCCUUCCACCAGGUCCUGGGAGAGAAGCAUAAGCGUGGCCACCUGGCCGAGGCCGAGGGCCACAGGGACACUUGCGAUGAAGACUCGGUGGCCGGCGAGUCUGACCGCAUAGACGAUGGCACUGUUAACGGCCGCGGCUGCUCCCCCGGCGAAUCGGCUUCGGGGGGUCUGUCCAAAAAGCUGCUGCUGGGUAGCCCCAGCUCGCUGAGCCCCUUCUCCAAGCGCAUCAAGCUGGAGAAGGAGUUUGACCUGCCCCCAGCCGCGAUGCCCAACACUGAGAACGUGUACUCCCAGUGGCUCGCUGGCUAUGCGGCCUCCAGGCAGCUCAAAGAUCCCUUCCUUAGCUUCGGAGACUCCAGACAAUGGCCUUUUGCCUCCUCGUCAGAGCACUCCUCGGAGAACGGGAGCUUGCGCUUCUCCACACCGCCCGGGGAGCUGGACGGAGGGAUCUCGGGGCGCAGCGGCACGGGAAGUGGAGGGAGCACGCCCCAUAUUAGUGGUCCGGGCCCGGGCAGGCCCAGCUCAAAAGAGGGCAGACGCAGCGACACUUGUUCUUCACACACCCCCAUUCGGCGUAGUACCCAGAGAGCUCAAGAUGUGUGGCAGUUUUCGGAUGGAAGCUCAAGAGCCCUUAAGUUCUGAGAAACUUUGAAACCCCCAGGGGCGGGGUGGACAUGUGUCGCCCAGCCGAUGUCAGCGUGGCCCGUCAUCCUGCUAGUUUGUGAUGUCCUCUGACAGUAACCCUCCAAGAAGCCGUUGUGCGAAGACAAGAGUCCCGCCGAGUCCCUCCAGCCCGGGCCUGCAGUGCCAUUUUAUUUAUAUUUUUUAAUAAAAAGUGAAAACAAAAAAACAGACCCCCAUUGGAACAGUGAACCCGUCCCAUUUAGAGGGCCCUCCGACUGUCGCUGUCCGAGCGAUGGCCGACCCUUUUCAAACCAGCCAACCUACUACCCGUAUUGUGGAAAUGAGCAUGAGCCCCGAACCCCCUGUUUCUAUACAUUCUAUGUUGUCUUUUAAAAGGUGUGCUUAACAUUGACAUAAUAAAUGUUGGAGCUUUA
This is a messenger RNA of Peromyscus leucopus (white-footed mouse), 7832 nucleotides long. RefSeq names its product BAF chromatin remodeling complex subunit BCL11A (gene Bcl11a). Gene Ontology annotation, molecular function: RNA polymerase II cis-regulatory region sequence-specific DNA binding; DNA-binding transcription factor activity. Gene Ontology annotation, biological process: regulation of transcription by RNA polymerase II; negative regulation of dendrite development. The record is from RefSeq and is a predicted model, not a curated record. The coding region runs from base 5551 to 7416 and encodes 621 amino acids. NCBI's taxonomy places the organism in Eukaryota, Metazoa, Chordata, Mammalia, Rodentia, Cricetidae. The transcript has 4 exons. Gene Ontology annotation, cellular component: nucleus.